AUGUUGGAGAUGUUAACCUUAUUGCGAUUAUCUUGCGAAGGGGAAUAUGAACAUGAGUAUACGUCGGUUUAUACUUUUCAUUCAGCAAGCGCAAACUUGACGAUCGAGCUCACAGAUGAUUAUGCGGUACGACAUGACACGUUGAAUGAUUUGAACAAAGCCAUCAUGUAUUGGCUUUUGAUAGUAAUUGCUCAAGCGCCUCUUGAGAUGCAGAGCAUCUUUCAAAGAUAUUUAGAUGCAGUUUCUUCUAAUGAUGCAUUAAGAUCGAUUGGACAGGUGGAAAUGGGAAAAUCGGUAGCACUGGAGUUAGCCAAAACGCUUCCACCUACCUCAACCGUUUCACAUUUCCCAUCAUGGGGUAAUUGUAAAGCGGAUUUAGCCAACGAUCUUGCUAGAUCUUUCUCAAGUCGAAUGCUUUACAAUGGUGAAGCUACACAUCUGUCUUCUUUGCCUGAGGUAGAGUUUAAGUCUAGUCUUGCUGAAAUCAAGAAGAAUUUACAUGAAAUCAAUGAUCAAAUCAAUUCUGGAUUGAAAAAAAUGACGAUUGAAGAUUUGAGUAGUGUUCUUUAUAAAGCUGGAUCUCAUGUUCUAGCCGAUUCGAGACCUGAUUUAGAUUUACUUUUCCAUAUCGUUUCAAUCCCGAUCAAAGUUUUCAAUGUUAAACCUGAGGUAGAAAUCAAACUGAUGACUGAAGUGAUCAAUAUGUGGGCUUGGACCUUACGUAGACGCAAGGGACUCUUCUCUAGUGCUUGUGAUUUGAUUAAUCCACUCAAUCAAUCGAUCCAAUUCACCCCAACUGAUCGAGAAGAGAUGAAACCUCGACAUAAUACUGUUAAAAGGAUGUUAAAACCACAUCACAUCCUUUUAGAUUUUGUUUUAAGUCGAUUUCAAGCUGCAAGAUAUCAAAAUCGAACCUUGGUUUUAAUUACAAGCAGACUUUUGAAAAAUACGCUUUCGAAUGUGAAGCAUUGGUCAACUCAUCCACUUUCAAGAGAAUUGCGGAUUAGAUUGAUAAUCUUUGGAUUUAGUCUUUGUCAAGGUAGUAGAAUGGAAGAUAAUGUUGAAUGCAAUUUAAGAGAAGUUUGUUAUCUUGCUGGAUUGGAUUGGUUUAAAUUAACACCUAGUUUUAAUUUCGGUUCCAAUCGAUUACAACAUGAAUCUGAAUUAAGAUUGUUACAGGAUUUAUUGGCUAUGGUGAUUGUUGAUAAACCUGUGAAUGCUCAUCAUCUUAGUAGUCUUGAUCCUGGUACUAAAUUAAAUCGAUUACCAGGUCAAACUAGUGCUACGGUGGCUUCUUUAUGUCAUUCCGAUCGAAAUCAUUUAUUUCAACUUUUAUUAGAGAAUGAAAUUAUUCGAUUAAUGGCUUGGCAAAACCCAUUAAGUGAUGUGAAAAGAGGCAAAAAUGUAGAAUCUAUAAUUUCUAAAGCAACAGGAGAGGGACAAAGCUGCUAA
Melampsora larici-populina 98AG31 is the source of this 1452-nucleotide messenger RNA. RefSeq lists its product as uncharacterized. The transcript is spliced from 5 exons. NCBI's taxonomy places the organism in Eukaryota, Fungi, Basidiomycota, Pucciniomycetes, Pucciniales, Melampsoraceae. The record is from RefSeq and is a predicted model, not a curated record. The coding region runs from base 1 to 1452 and encodes 483 amino acids.